CCAGCCUCCAUCUCCACUUUGAUGGUUGACUAUAUUACUCGUUCUCCUCAGCGCGUGUGCUCUUCUUUUGUGGACUGGCCCUUGCAACCGUCUCGUCGCCACUGUUGUCCGUCGCUGUCGCCGUUGGCGUGGUUGUUGUUGUCGUCGUCGUCCUCCUUGAUUCCCCCGCCUCUCCCCUAGCAAGCGCAUUUGUCCCGUUGUUUUUCACUUUGCGAUUCUUUCCUCCCUAUGAUACUCCCUGCAUUUGUUGCGUUCUUGUUUUGACGAAUUGAUAUGCCCUUACGAUUUUGAUCUGCUUUACCCUUUUUUUUGAUGACCAUUCCUGUCGCGCAUUCCGGAUAUAUCCCCUCGACCGAUUUACUUUUUUAGCCACCACAUCCACAUACAUACCCCCCCUCCCUCUCCUCCCUUUACUUGAUUUUUUAGAAUUUCCUGUUACACAACGGCAUUGGAGUUGCCUAUGAUGCCUUCACACACUCGUGAGGGUUCCCACGACCGGGAAUUGGUGGUUCGAAAUCAAUCCGUGCCCAUGUGGGACAGUUCGGACCCCGAACGGGCCCCCCCUCCGCUACCCAUGAACCCCAGUUCUACCAGUCCUUUGACCAGAGGAAAUGUCUCCCCGGGCAUCCAGGCCGUCGCCGCCAGUUUCCAAGAGAAGAUGCGCGAGAGCACGACGAGUCCGUACACGACAAACCCCAUGCCGCCCAAGUCUCCGGAGAAGUCUCUCAUCAAGGGCCAAUUUCACAGACGCAUGCAGUCUUUCCAGAAUACAGAUGCUCGGAGCGAAUUCCUAAACUACCUCGAGAACCGGUCACCGGAGCGGCCGCAGCGCGCAUCGAUUCAGGACCAGAGCCCCCAGCAGUACGAUACCACACCCACGAAGGAUUCUCACUCCCUUGACCCGCGAGAUGUCGACCAUAGAGAUGUCGAUCAUAGAGAACCCGAGCAUAGAGAACCCGAGCAUAGGGAAAUCGACCAUAGAGAACUCGUACAUAGAGAUACCGACCAUAGAGAACCUGACCGGGGAUUGCCUAAUCUACUCAUCUCCAACCGAUACCUCUCCAGACCAAUUCUGGGCGAAAGCACACCUCCUUCGGCGACCAUGCUGGCGCUACAAAACAUGCAAUUGCCCAUGCCACACGAGCCGCAACAACCGAAGAGUCUCGAUGCAGACCCAUUCAUCGGCCCUCCGCGUCCGGACAACCACAACUUUCACUCAUUGUCCACCCAGAUCGUCAGCCUCACAGACAUCGCCAGCAACCUGCAGCGGGAGAUGGUGCAGUUGAGCCGACGAAGUAAAGACAAUGCUACAGACCUGGUCAGCCUUAAAGCCGCAACCAACGCCCGAGAUGAGGACAUUCGCAAGAGUCUCCGUGAUUUAUCCUCCAAUCUAGCUGCAAAGUUUCUCGAUCCUGACGCUGCUACAAGGUGGGAUUUCAGUACUCUCCUGGGCUCUGAAUUUGGUAAUAACCGCAGGGAUUCGGAUAGUUCCCCGAACUCGAAGAGAACAGCGCCACGAAUGUCAAGCCCCAGUCCCUUUACCGCUUCCAUAGAUUGUGAACUGUGUGGAUCUCCUUCGCCGAUUUCCGAUGGCUCCGCCAGCAUCGCAUUGCUCGAGAAGGUCUUGAGAGAGAUGGGCACGAAAGAAAGCCAAGACAAGCUCCUGGAACUGGUCGAAGAAAUAAAGUCCAGGCCCGUCUCCGAUGUUUCAGACAAAUCCACCGAAAAUGCUAUUACGGCAAUGCUCGAAGAGAUUCUGGACCACGUGAAAGAGGAUGCCGGAAAUAAGGCCCUGAUCCGUUCACAUACCGUGAUCGGCGCCAGCGACGUUUCGUCACCGGGGAAUCCUGAUAUCGGGGUUUCCCGAACAAGGUCCUUCGGCACCGAGCAGGGAUACGAACCGGAUAUGGAGGUUGUCGAAGGCAACCACGGCCAUGUUGCGGAGCGUUCACUGGUCCCUGCGGAUAGUCAUAUGGCGGACGAGAUGCUUUCAAUCAUGAAAAGAGUGAAGACCAGCGUCAUCGAAGGAGGUGGUAUGACGAACGAAGUUAAAGCCCUCGUUCGAGAACUGCGCGGGGAAGUCUUAGGGAUGGGACGGAAUCUAGCUCGACAGAUUGAGGACGUUCAAUCUUCUCGCGCCAUAGAAGAUAAGCCCGAUGGUCCCAGCAACGAGGACAUUGCUGCUAUGGUCGAAGACAGUCUAAAUGAACUCCGAGAUCAACUGGCCUCAAUCAUCGACGAGAGCAGAUACCAAUCCUCCUCCAUCUCGGAAUUCCGGUCUGCCAUGGACAGCGCCCAAAUAUUCGGCAUCGUUAAGAAGGCCGUGGAUGAACUUGACUUGUCCCAUCUACGUGCCGAACCGCAGGGUCCUGUUAUGGAGAAAGAAGAUAUCCUCGAGACUGUCCGGGAGGCCUGGGAGACCUAUAAGCCUGAAAUCGAGCUGCAGAACUUCGGACUGGAGCGCGAAGAGAUCCUGGAGUGUUUAACGGAAGGGCUCAAAGAGUACAAGCCGCAGUAUGAGGAGGCUGUUACGUACGAUCAAGUGCUGGCGGCCGUCCAGGCUGGAGUGCAGAACUUUGAGCAACCACCAAGCAUUACCAAGGAGGAGAUCGUCCAAACCAUUCACGAAUGCCUGGCAAACUUCGAACCACCCGCUCCUCGCGGCGUGGAGCCCGAACACCUCGAGAGUAUGCGCGAUGAGAUACUGCAGGCAGUCACCGAAUCCGUCACAUCUCAAACCGCACUUACGAGGAGUACGCUAGACUCAGGACUCGGCCGCGACGACAUUCUGAGCGCAAUGUCGCAUGGCCUGGAAUCCCACUUUGCUGCAGCCAAGGAGGCGGAGCACCCGCACAUUACGAAGGAAGACGUUGCGAACGCCAUCAACGAAGCCUUUGUGGCCCAGCAGUCGGUCGUUAGCACCCACGUUCAACCGAGUGUUUCCCGCGACGAUAUCAUCAACGCCAUCGCAGAAGGGUUAGAAAGCCAAAACUCCAUGACAAGGGAGAUUGAGCUGAACAGAGAUGACCUCAUGGAAGCGAUUUCCGCCGGGCUGCACGAGGCUAACGAGGCGAACCACGGCAUAGGCGAACAGAUGCUGGAACGUGUCCAGGAGCAGUUUGAUGGCAUGAAAGAAGAGCUUGGUCAGCAAUUCUCCGUCCACGAAGGCAACGCGGAGCAGCUUCUCAACACUCUCAAAGAUGGCUUCGCCGUUGUGCGCCAGGAGGUGGAGGGAUAUGCUGCAAAUGCUGCCGAAGCUUCGGGGAAGCAUGAGAUCAUGGACACCGUCAAGGAAGGGUUCCGCCUCCUGCAGGCUGACAUGGAGAAGACAAUCACCGAGACCGCCUUCUCGAGUGGGCCUCGUGGCAACCCGGAUACGCCGGAACUUCUUGAUGCUAUGGAGAAGGAGUUUGAGCAUCUGCGCCAGACCAUGAGCUCCUUGCUCAUUCACAGCAAUGUGUCAAACGAAAAAGACGAGAUCCUAGACGCCAUUCGCGAUAUCGCCGACCAGCAAAAGAAUGCAAAGAGCGAAGAGAUUCUUGCCGCUGUUCAAAAAUUGUCCGAGCAGGAGACCACCUCCAAUAAUGAAGAGAUUCUCACAGCCAUUCGUGAGAUGUCGGAACAACAGAACAGUACGAACAGUGACGAGAUUCUUGCUGCUAUUCGCGAAAUUUCGGAACAACAGAACAGUACUAAUAGCGAUGAGAUCCUCGCUGCUAUUCGCGAGAUGUCGGAACAACAGAACAGUACUAAUAGCGAUGAGAUUUUGGCGGCUAUUCGCGAAAUUUCAGAACAACCAAAGUCUACGGGUCACGAGGAGAUCCUAGCGGCUAUCCAAGAGAUGUUGGAGCAGCAUACCCCCUCUAACAACGAUGAAAUUCUUGGCGCCAUCCGUGGUAUCUCGGAGAUCCAAAAGCCUGCCAAUAACGAUGAUAUCACCGAUAUCAUCAAGCAGGAAUUCGAGGAACUUCGUCACUCCAUGAACUCGACUCUUGUCCGUGCCGAACCGACUGAGCCGACGAGUGACAAGGAUGAGAUCAUUGCUGCGCUCCGUGAGAGCCUCGAAGCAUUCCGGGAAGAGACGAAUCAGCCCAAGGAAGGUGGUGAAAACACGGGUACCGCGAACGGCGAGGUCAUCGAUGCCUUCACCGAUGGUGUCGGUAUCAUCAGAGAAGACUUGGCGAAGCUCCUUGAAAGGCCUUCUGCUGGUCCCGAUUACUCCGAACUUCUGGAGACGCUGAAAGAAGGUCUCAGUAACCUGAAGUUAGAUGUUGAGGGUUUGCGGCAGUCCCAGAAGGAGAGUGAGGAGAUUGAGACAACCCGCGGAGGGGAGCUGAUGCUCGCCAGCGAUAACAGCGCCAGCAACGAUAUCGAAGGUCUCAAGGCCCUGAUUUCUCAACUCCAAGUCAAAGUCGAGGCCAUCGAGGCUGCUCCUCGGGCUGCCGAGGCUCCUGAAGAUAUGCUGAAAAAGGAGCAUCUUGAUGAAGUCCUACUUGGUCUACAAGAGCUUCACAGCUCGGUGACGGGGAUUGUCGCUCGGGACCAGCCUGCGGACGAGAUGGCAGCCAGGAAGGAAGACACCGAUGCUAUCGAAACGCUUCUUCGGAAUACCAAGGCCCAGCUGGAUGAGAUGACGUUCCCUGCUCCCGAUGAAAUCGCCAGGGCAGAGCAACUCCAGAGCUUGGAGGCUAUGGUCAAGGAGACCAAAGAGGCCGUAUCCGAGCUUUCCACUCGCGUCGAAUCGGAGGGCCCGACAAAGUCCGAGAUUGGUACCUUGGAGACCCUGAUGAAGGACAUGUGGAUUGCACUGGACGAGAUGAAAGGCAAAGGAACUCCCGAGGGUGAGGAGGAGAACGAUGCCGAGAAGCUGGUCAAGGCGGACCUGCAGACCGUGGAGGCCAUGAUCUUCGAAGUCAAGACCCAGGUGGAAGAGCUCAAGCUCCCCGAUAUCGAAACCUUGCCCACGAAGACCGACAUUCAAGAUCUCACCGCUCUUGUCACCGAGUUCCGCGAAAAAGUCGAUGCUGAUAGCGAGAUGACCGGACAAGCCUUCGACGCUCGAAAAGUGGAGCAUGCCGGCCUUGCUGAAAAGAUCGAAGAGGCCCGAAAUGUCGUGGAGGGACUAGGUGACGAGCUCAGAAGCAAGCUGGAUGGAAGUAGUGAGGGGCUCUCCGAGCUCAAGCAGCUCCUGGAAGGCCUGGCAGCUUCCGCGGAGAGCUUCACGACUGUCGAGAAUGUCAACGAACUGACGGACCUUAUCAAUCGGGAGUUCGAACGCGCUCGGGGUGAGCAGGAUGCGACCAAGCUCGAGAAAGAAGAGCGGGACGCAGCAGCGAUGGUCAAGCAUGACGAGACCAGGGCGGCUAUCAUCGUCGAGAUUGGCACCAAGAUCGAUGAAAAGCUUGCUGAGAUCGUGGCUAAGUACGACGAAGUCCAAUCUUCCCUGGAAACCAACCUCGACUCCAAAUUCACUGAGACGGCGGAACGUGACAAUGCGCAUCUUGAGGCCGUCACCAAUACGAAGGCUCUGGCGGAAGAUAUCAAGCUUGUCAUUGGAUCCAUGGGGAACAGCGUCAACGAGGCCUGUGAGCGGAUGUCCUCGGAUGCGCAAACCUUCUUUGAGAAGGUGGACGUGUCUUAUACCAAGAUGGAGGAGAUGCACAAUGAUGUCAAGACUCAGCAAGAGCAGGCCCGGUCGGAUAUCGAGCGAGCUGCUGCUGCUACUGACCGUGUGGAGAGCCAGCUGCAUGAGUUCCACCCCCAGGUGCUAGAGUCUAUCCAGGAGAUCCUCGCCAUCGUUGGUCAGCACUACGACCAUUCUCAGAAGUCGGCGCAGGACAUCCGGAUGGACCUCUCCACGAUCCCUUCGAGCAUCACCCCCUUGCUUCCUGCCCUGCCACCGCCGGAGCCGGAGAAAUACGAUGACGGUCCGGUUCACGAAAAGCUCAAUGAUCUCCUCGAGCGUGCAAAGAGUGAGCAGGUUCAGGAGACGCUCAACACCCUCGUCGAACGCGUUACCAAUGACCAAGUCCAUGAGAAGCUGGACAACCUCUUGAGCCACACUACAAGUACUAAUGGCCAGGUUUACGAGAAGUUGGACGAGCUUUUGGAGCAUGCUGCUAAUACCAACGGACCCGUGCACGAGAAGCUGGACACGCUCAUCGACCAUGCAAACAACCACGACGAGUCGGUUAACCAGAUGAUGAAGCUGGAUGAGAUGCACAAGGACAUUAUGGAGACCUCCCGCCGAAUGAACGAGAUGUUCGCCGCCCAAACCGCCAUGGUGGCCGAGGAUAACGAGCGCCGACGCAAGGAGGCGGAAGAAGCGGCCGUCGCCCUGGAGAGGAGAAACGCUCAGCGGGAGCAAGUGGAAGCCGAGAUCAUGACUCUGCGAGAGGAGAAGGACUCUCUACUAUCUAUCAUCCACAGCCUGAAGACCGAGAAGGAGGACCUUGUUAAGCAGAACACCAAACUUAACAAGGAGGUCUCCGGCUUGGAGAUGGCGCUUGAGCUCCGUCACGAGGAGAUGCAAGUCAUGGAAGACCGUGCGGAUAGUCUCGAGAAGCGGAUCCUCGAAGGAGUCCUGGACCACGCUCGCAGUGUCCUCCUCAGCCGUCCCAACGGGCCGGGUGUGAGAAAGGCGCGUGGAUCUCGGGCCCGCGGCCCCAGUGCGACCAGCACCGCCAGCACCGCCAAGGACGCCCGUAGCAUUCUCGGGAGCAGCGUCGGGAUGGCGUUGAAGAAGCGCGGGUCGGAAAAGGGAUCCGGCACCCCUUCCGGCAAGGAACGUCGGAUUCUCAGUCUGAGCAACGUCACGGGCAACCGCGGGCCUGGUGAGCGACAGGUGAGCGGCCAGAGCGGAUUCGCGAGCCUGAAGCGCAGCCACUCUUACCGAUCGAACGCCUCGCAGCGCAAGACCUCCUGGGGCGGUCGGAGCUCCGUGGUGAACAAGGAGAAUGAUGUCUUCCCGGAAGAGGACGAGAACCCGAGCGGAGAGGAGAGCGACGGCGGCACGGAACGGCGCACUAGCUAUACGGGCACCUAUGCCGACAGCAUGGUGUACGGCACCAACAGUGUCGCUUCCGUCGAUCGCCGGGCCAGCGCCGCUAGCUCUAGCGGGCUACAUUCCAUUGCAGACGAUCAGGAGGAGGAUGCGUCGGACGCAGAAGACGAUGCUCACACGACGAAGGCGGAUGAGCUCGACGAGGCGUCAUCGAAGAUGGUGGUCUAUGGACAUCACAGCGAUAGCGGACUCGGGGCCGACGAGCUCACGGCUUAGUGCGCGCACGUGGACGUUGGCCUGAUCUGAUCUGAUUUAAUCUGAUCUGAUUUUGCUGCAUGACCGACCCCUUCUCUUCUUUCUCUUUGUCGGUCAUGGGCAGCGUGAUGUUACUUUCUGGCUUGAUAGCAUUUCCCCCCUCCCCAUUCUUCUCCUUCGAGUAUUUGUUGAUACGUGCCUCCGAUAUGACGGUCGGGUGGCUUGGGAUUGGUUGAUUCUUUUUCCUUUGUAAUUUCCUAUGUUGUGAUGACCCCUGUAUGCCCCAUGUUUACUUACCCAUCCAUGUUUGAUUGUUUAUAUUCAGCGAGCGGACGGCAUUGGCUGAGUUUUGUAUGUAUGUACUUGAGUUAGAACUCGUCAUGAAGUCGAUACUGUUACUGAGUUA
Aspergillus heteromorphus CBS 117.55 is the source of this 7664-nucleotide messenger RNA. RefSeq lists its product as uncharacterized. Lineage: Eukaryota; Fungi; Ascomycota; Eurotiomycetes; Eurotiales; Aspergillaceae. The transcript has 2 exons. The record is from RefSeq and is a predicted model, not a curated record. Bases 461 to 7279 code for a protein of 2272 amino acids.